Nothobranchius furzeri (turquoise killifish) is the source of this 6888-nucleotide messenger RNA. The record is from RefSeq and is a predicted model, not a curated record. NCBI's taxonomy places the organism in Eukaryota, Metazoa, Chordata, Actinopteri, Cyprinodontiformes, Nothobranchiidae.
CUGCUUAUCUGACUGUGUGUGUGUGUGUGUCUAUUUCUGACUGAUUGCUCCAUUCCCCCUCCGUCAGUUGUACCCAGGGGGAGUGUGUGGUGUAGUUGUGUGACGGUGGGACCCUUUCUAGGCCCUAGCAGGAUUUGCCACCAGGCUUCUGGAUCUCCGAGGCGAUUCUUCAGGAAGGUUUUCCGUGUUUGUGUUCUGUCUCGUCUACACACACGUUUAAAGGUUGUGUCCCACUGCACACACACACCCCCGUCCACCACUGGCUGACAUCGCUGUGACAACCUCCACGCCUCCCUCCUCACAGAGCACCACUGAGCCCUUUCCUCACCCACUAUGGCCCUGUCCUCACGCUUAAAACUGUGGGAGCAGAAGAUAAAGGAGGAGAACAAGCCCGUGGCUGCCGUUGCCUCCCCACCUCCUCUGUCAGCUCUACCAGGAGGUCUCCUCAAGCAGCUCGUCAGAAGCUCGGAGAAAGAGACCAAACACAAAGAGCCGGAGAUCAAAGAGGAGAGAGCGCCUCACAGACUGAGUGACAACCUGGUGCAGCAGUUUCUGAUCCCGGAUCAAACUCCUCCAAUCCUUGAGGCGGAGAUGGCUCUGAGGGCUGAACAACCCAACAACAGUAAACAGAAAAGGUGCCGCUCGGCCCAGUCGGAUGACAGGUCCUCGUCUCAGCACCAAAGACUGACUCCAGAACCUGACAGCAAACCGAAAACCAAACAAGACUCGGAGAAGCCAAAACCAAAGCAGCUGCUGCAGCAAAAGGAGAAGACAGCUGAGCCACAGAAGGAGGAAGAGAAGAAGAAGAACGGGAUGGAGGAAAGGCAGGAGCCAGAGGGGAGACAAGCAGAUACGACCAUAACUGAACGGGACAGGAAGGAGGUGAAGGAUGUUUGGUAUGAAGCUGGGACUGUGUGGUAUGUCCACAAGGAUGGAUUCACUCGUGCUACCCACAUGAAGCCUGAUGAAGGAACACCUGAACUCCCAGAAGGCCGAGCGAGGAUCCGCCUGGAGACGGACGGAUCUCUGCUUGACGUCUCAGAGUACGAGGUGGAGAAGUGUAACCCACCAGAGCUGGACCUGUGUGAGGACCUGAGCGACCUUCAGAGAGUCAACGAAUGUGGAGUCCUGCAUACGCUGACCAGUCGCGCUAAAGCCAACAUGAUGCUGACCCACGCCGGACCCAACCUGGUUAGCUUGUGGCCCCCCCUGCAGACCCACAGCAAGACCCCAAAGUCACGGCGAGGCGAAUCAGUGUGGGACGCCCCCCCGGCACUGGCUGCUCUGGUCAAAAGAGUGUAUUUGUCCAUGGUUGGUUCCAGGAGGGACCACAGUGUGUGUGUGCUGGGGCGCAGUGGGACUGGAAAGACCAUGGCGUGCCAGGCCUUCACCCACGCCCUCCUGAGACAGGCUGGAACAGCAGGGAAGAGCGUCAGCGUGGAGCGUGUGCAGGCCAUGUUCACCAUCCUCAGGUCUUUUGGUUGUGUGAGCUCACCGCACAGCGACGCCUCAUCUCGGUUCGCCAUGGUUUUCUCUCUGGACUUUAACCACGCUGGACAGGCUGCUGCUGGACAUCUGCAGACCAUGAGCUUGGAUAAAUGGAAGGUGUGUCAGAAAACUAAUGGAGAAAGCAACUUCCUGGUCUUCUCUCAGAUGUUGGCAGGACUCAACACAGAAAUGAGGACCGAACUGCAGCUCCACCAGCUUCCUGAAGCCAACUCUUUUGGUAUCGUUCAUCCCACCAAGGUUGAGGAGAAGCAACGAGCGUCUGUCGCCUUCACCAAGCUGCUGACUGCUAUGGAAAUGUUGGGCUUCUCAGCCAGCGAGCAGAAGGCGAUCUGGCAUGUUCUGGCUGGUAUUUACCAUCUGGGAGCUGCUGGGGCCUGUAAAGUGGGCAGGAGGCAGUUUGUGAACUUUGACAGUGCUCAGAUGGCCAGCAGCGUGCUUGGGUGUGAGGGAGAGGAGUUUCACACGGCUGUGUUCAAACAUCACCUGAGACAGCUGCUGCAGAGAGCCACCGGGGGCAGCAGAGAGAAAAACGAGCCAGAAGAAGGUCCCCGUUUAACAGCUGCCCAGUGUGUCAGCGGAAUGGCUGCCGGACUCUACGAAGAGCUUUUCACCGCCAUAGUCUCACUCAUCAACAGAGCUCUGAGCUGUGAGCAGCUGGCGCUGGCCUCUGUGACGGUGGUGGACACUCCAGGUCUGAGAAACCCCAGACACUCAGCAGAGGAGCGGGGAGCCAGCUGGUCUGAGCUCUGCCACAACUAUCUGCAAGAGCGGCUGCUGGAGCAUUACCACUCACACACCUUCACACACACGCUGGAAAGAUACGCACAGGAGAAUAUCCACAUGGAGUUUGAGUGUCCAGGGAGCAACGUAGGUGAAGUUGUGUCUGCCAUCGAUCAGCCUCCUCCCCAGGUCCGGUCAGCAGAUGGAGACCCCAGAGGUCUACUGUGGGUUCUGGAUGAGGAGAUGGUGACACCUGCCUCCAGUGAGAGCAGUGCCCUGGAGAGGGUCAGCCAUUACUACAGCAAUACCGUGCGUCAGUGUGAGCAGCCGCUGCAGUGUGAAGUCAACCACCUGAUGGGUCAUGACCCCGUCCGCUACGACCUCACAGGAUGGUUUGGUUUGAUCCAGAACAACCCAUCUGCUGUCAACGCCACUGCUCUGCUCCAGAACUCCACUAUAGCAGCGGUGAAGUCCAUGUUCACCCCCAAGAUCUCGCUGCCCCCUCUGUGCCGAGGUCUGGGGGGACUGGAGGGUGGCAGCCAGCGUGCCCUGCAGAGAAACAGCACAAUCAGGAAAACUUUCAGCGGCGGGAUGGCAGCGAUACGCAGACACUCCCCGUGUAUAGCUGUGAAAUUACAGGCUGAUGCUCUGAUAAACCUGAUCCGUAGAACGAGACCGGUCUUCCUGCAGUGCUUGAGUUCAAAGGCGGACAAUGGAAGUUUUGACGUCCCCGCUGUUAGAGCACAGCUGCAGUCCACUCACAUCCUGGCGGCACUUCAGCUUUAUCGUACAGGUUAUCCAGAGCACAUGACCCUGAGUGACUUCAGGUGCCAUUUUCAGGCUUUAUGUCCUCCAAUCAUGAAGCGUUAUGCCUCCAUGUUUGUCAGCCAUGAUGAGAGGAAGGCAGUAGAGGAGCUGCUGGUUGAACUGGAUGUGGAUAAGAAGAGCAUCAUCCUGGGUUCCAGCAGGGUGUUCAUGAAGCGAGGCGUUCUGCUGUCGCUGGAGCAGCAGAGGGACCAGCAGGUCACAGGCUGGCUGGUUCAUCUACAGGCAGCCUGCAUGGGACACCUGGCCAGGCAGAGAUACAGAAAACUCAAGGCACAGCAGAUGGCGAUUCGAUGUCUUCAGAGGAACUUACGAGUCCUGAGGGUUGUGGCCACGUGGAGCUGGUGGAAGCUUUUCUGCAAACUUCGUCCUAUGCUUGACGUCAACAUGGACAAUGAAAGACUCAGGACCAAGGAGGAUGAGAUCUCAGCUCUGAGGCACCGCCUGGAGAAAUCAGAGAAGGAGAGGAACGAGCUGAGGCAGGCAGCAGACAGCCUGGAGACCAAGGUUACAGCUGUGACAUCUGAGCUAAGCGAUGAGCGUUUCCGUGGAGAUGCGGUGGGUCAGGCUCUGGAUGUGGAGAGGGCAGAGAGACUUCGCCUCGGCAGGGAGAACAAAGAGCUUCAGGUUCGACUAGACCAGUGUAAAGUUACCAUAGAAACGCUGGAAAAGCAGCUGGAGGAGGAGAAACAGAAAGCUCAGGUUGCUGAAAGUCAGAGAGGAGCUGCAACAGAAAGUGAGCUGGCCAUGCAGCUGGAGUGCUGCCACACGGAGGUGGAAUUUGUCCGCAGACGUCUGAGGCAGACGGAGGAAAAGCUGGAGACAGAGAAGCAGACUAGACAACAGCUCGAUACCAAGGUGGUGACUCUGCAGGCCCAGCUGGAGCAGUCCAGGAGGACUCUGACCGAGCAGAAACGUCACUGUCGCCGCGUGACCUCCGACUUCCAGGAUGCCCGAGUGCUCACUGACAGUCUCCAGAGCCGCAUGCACGAACUGGAGCGCAAACAGAGGAGGUUUGAUAAUGAGUUGGCUCAGGCUCUGGAGGAGGCCAACAAUGAGAGGGAGCAGAAGGAAAAAGCUUUCCAGGAAAACACGGCUCUGGGGACUGAAGUAUUCAACUUGCGCCGCAGCCUGCAGGAGAACCAGUUGGAGGUGAACCGUCUGCAGAAGCAGAAGGAUGAGCUGUGUGCUCAGAUCCGAGACCUGAGCCUGCCUGUUGAUCUGGCCUCAGACUCCAUACCAGACCUGAAGAAGCAGCUCCGCCUUUUGGAAAGCCAAGCUAGUGAGAGAGCCGAGGAAAUCACUUCUCUCUCAGCUAAAGUCCAGCAGCAGCAACAGGUCCACAUGCGGUUUGAGAUCGAGAUGGAGAGGAUGAAGCAGAUCCAUCAGAAGGAGCUGGAAGACAAAGAAGAGGAGUUAGAGGAUGUUCACAAGUCCUCUCAGAGACGGCUGAGGCAGCUGGAGAUGCAGUUGGAGCAGGAGUACGAGGAGAAGCAAAUGGUGAUUCAUGAGAAGCAUGAUCUGGAGGGACUGAUAGCAACGCUUUGUGACCAGGUGGGACACAGAGACUUUGAUGUGGAGAAGAAGCUGAGGAGAGACCUGAAGAGAACUCACGCUCUGCUGGCUGACGCCCAGUUGCUGCUGGCCACCAUCGACAGCUCGGGCCAGAACCUUCCAAAUGGCAGCAAAGACCAGCUAGAACGUCUGCACUGCCAGCUUGAGGAGAGUGAGGCGAGGCAGCUAGAGGCCGAGAACAUACAGAAAACUCUCUCCCAGGAGCUGGAGAACACUCAGGUGGAACUGGAGAAUCUCUGCAAGCAGAAGAGUGUGGUGGAUGAACAGCUGGUCCUACUGCAGCAUGAGAAGGUCGACCUGCUGAAGAGGCUGGAGGAGGAUCAGGAAGACCUCAACGAGCUGAUGAAGAAACACAAAGCACUUAUUGCUCAGUCCUCCAGCGAUAUUUCUCAGAUCAGGGACCUGCAGACUGAACUGGAGGAGGCGAAGAAACAGAGACAGUCGCUCCAAGAGGAGCUCCAGCAGUAUGUGUCGAGGGUGCAGUUCCUGGAAUCGUCCACUGUGGGGCGCAGCAUUGUCAGUAAACAGGAGGCCCGUGUGUGUGACCUGGAAAAUAAAUUAGAGUUUCAGAGAGGGCAAGUCAAGAGGUUUGAGGUGCUGGUGCUGCGUCUGCGGGACAGCGUGGUGCGUCUCGGAGAAGAGCUGGAGCAGAGCACGCAGGCUGAAACUCGGGAAAGAGAGAACGCUCGCUACUACCAGCAGCGCCUGCAGGAGAUGAGGGUGGAGAUGGAGGAGCUGAGCCAGAGGGAGCAGGAGAGCAGCCGCAGACGCAAAGAGCUGGAAAUGCAGGUGGAGGAGCUGUCCGCUGUCAGGCAGACGCUACAGGCCGAUCUGGAGACAUCCAUUCGUCGUAUCGUUGAUCUGCAGGCCGCCCUGGAGGAGGUGGAAUCGAGCAAUGACAGUGAUACAGAAAGUGUUCGAACUGCUGUGGAGUCCUUUACUCGAAAGAAAGACCUUGACUCUGUUUCCAGUGUUGGCUCUGUGGGAACAGAGGAUGUUGGGGAGGGGAUUCGUCACUGGUCAGGAGCACAGAGAGCAGGAUCCCGCAGUGCAGGCUCCACCUACAGCAGCCAAGAUGGCCGUCGGUCUGUCAGUGACACCAUGAGCUCCUACAGCUUCCGGUCUUGUGUGGAUCUAGAGGAUGAGGGUUCCGAGCCUGGAGGAGUUGGUGCCAGACGUAUCAGUCGAGCUCCGUCCUCCUCAGCACUGUCUGAGCUAUUGGACGGGCUUCGUAAACGCAGAGCUGGUGCUGAUGCAGGAGACGAGGCUGGCAGUGCUGUAUCUCUGCCAAUUUACCAAACCACUGGAGCUGCAGCCCUCAGACGAAGAGCCUCAGCCCUGUCUCUCAGCCCAGAGGAUUCCCAGGAGCCCCGUCCUGGUCCAAGUAUCCUGAAACCAUCGUCCCCCCUCAUGCCGCGUGCUGCCAGUUCUCAGUCCAUCACAGAAUCCCAGGUGUCUCUACCUGGAGCCAAGGUCUCUCGCUUCAACUCCAGCAAUUCUCUAUCUUCUCUCCCAUCUCUCCCACACCUGUCCUCCAUGGCAUCCACUUUUGUCGCUCGCCACCCUCCUCCUUCCCUGUCCAUCCCAGAGGAGGACCCAGAUGAAUCCCCUCAUUUAGCAGCGACUCCCAUCCAGCGCUCCCCACAGGCUCUGAGACGAUGCAUGCUGGGCGGUCUUGCAACAGCAGAUGGAGGUGAAGGUGUUCUGGGUUCAGAAUCACUAGUGUUUCAGAGCCGUCGCCUGACGGGUGACCGUGAGGAUGCAGCUUCUGACAUCUUGCCUGCCAUUCGGAGAGCUCAGUCCACUAGCAGCCUGGCCAGUUCAGUCAGAGGAGGUCGGAGGGCACUUAGCGUCCACUUCGGAGAGCUUCCACCUUCAACCCGCAGCAGAAAAGGCUCUGAAAGCGAGUCUUCCAGCUCAGGUGCAUCAGACGGAAGCUCCCAAGGCAGCGGGACUAGACGCCGGUUUGAGAGGCCACAGGGGGAAAGAUUGGAGGCAGAGGGAAGUGAAGGGGGAGAUGUGGCCUAUGUUAUGAAGAAAUACCUGAAAAAGGAGAUUGACUGAAGCAGAAGAGCCUCUUUAUGUGUCUGCGUGCAGCUGUGAGCUUCAAAGCGACUGCAGAACGCAGGAUGAAGAAAAUACUUCAGAAGUUUACGCAGAUGGUUUUGGACUCCUCAUGUCAAAAACCACUGGAAAUACAUUUGACGUCAUUUGGAAUAAGUUCUGUUUAUAUAUAAAUAAAUAAAAAAUAAUAGAUCA